Messenger RNA from Stylonychia lemnae, 501 nucleotides. The record is from the annotation of a GenBank genome assembly. NCBI's taxonomy places the organism in Eukaryota, Ciliophora, Spirotrichea, Sporadotrichida, Oxytrichidae.
AUGAAAGGGAAAAAAGCCCAUAAAGAAGGUGCAAUCACUGCUCCAGAUUUCAAUAGCAAGUACUUUUCAAAGCAUUACAUAGAAGUUGUUAAGGAAAAGCCGUUGCUUGAUCGAGAGAGAUCACCGAUGGAAAUAAUUAAAGAAGUAUAUGAUAGUAAUACUGAGUAAAUAAAGAAACAAUCUGAACUUUUAAACAGAACAUUCAAGAAUGGUAAUGCUGCUGGAGAAAAAGCCUUUGAUAGUAAUAAGGCAGAUGUAUUGCUAAGAGAUGAUUUUCUUGACACUUAUUUUAAGAACACCUAUGUGGAGUGGGGCAUGCGCUAAUUUCAGGAAAAGGCUAAGGCAAUCGCUGACUAUAUAGCUAAUUAAGAGUAAUCGACUGGCAGUCUUGAUAAUCUUAUUUCCAAUCUACACAAAACCUAUGUAAACCAUGAGUAAAAAGAAUAGGAAGAAUAAAACCCAGAAACUGAAUAAAAAGUUAACCCAUUAAAAAAGAAUUGA